AUGGCGUCAAGAGAGGGGAACAGCAUUUCAGCUAAUUGUGACGACGUCGCAGAUGAACCGCGGUGUCCCAGGUGCUUCUGUGCCUACCUUCAGCCCACCGAAACCCACGCUGUCGGCGAUGACCUGUUCAACGUCACCGUUGCCAGCAGCAACAGUGCCUGGCGCAGUCUCAGCAGUAGUGUUUACCGGUCUGCCGAGGAGUGGGGCGUCUUGUGGACACAAGUGUUCCCCCUUCACAUCUCCGUCUACCUCUGCGUGAGAGACGUGAUCGAGGUCUCACAAGUCUGCCGGAUGGCGCACAGCGCAGUGCAGCAGACGUGGGUCUGGCGGUCGCUCGCAGAACACCACCAUUCUAUCCAGCCAGCUGCGCUCGAGCGGACAUUUUCGAUGGCUGCUCGGCAAUGGGGUGAGGAGAGACCGACCGAGACGCCGCAGCGCUUGCGCGCAUGCAGCCCUCUGCCUCUGCUGACUGGGACGAAUCGCCGUACUGCUCAGCGCAGCCUGCAUUUCCGGGCCGAAACAACCGCCCACACAGCCACCGGGGACGACGAGGACGCAUCCACCGAGGAGGCAGAAACGGACGAGCUCGACACUCUCUCCGACGAAGAAGCUGCACGCGAGCUUGACACAACGCAGUUGCCACGGUACACGGACGCUGCGAUGUCAUCGUCGCCGGCGAUGACCGCUGCGGGUGCUGCCUCCAUUCCUGCCUUGUCCACAGCUGUAGUGGAGGAGGUGAGUUCCUCUCCCCCUCAAUCUGGUCAAUCUGCUCUGCAGUCUGGCACCUCCGCCCGAUUCCUAUGGCAGGCAACCGCCGCUGCAAUGCCGUCGCCGUCCAGCCCAGUGUCGUCCCCUCCGCCUGAGGAUGACGAAGCCGCAGACGCCUCAGGGGCGCCCAUUGUCACACCGCUACCACACGAAGCCGCGAGGAGGGCCCCUGCGCCCUUGCUCUCGAUGGUUACUGCAGCGGCCGCCACCGGAUGCGGGGCGGAGCAGCCUUACAUGUGUGCCCCACCACACUCAGCCGUGCUGACAUCUCUCACGGAAGGUCAGUGCAGCAGUACCUUAGCCCCCAGAAAUAGCGCGGGUACCUUUUCAGUCGAAAAAUGGUGUGCACGGCGGUGGCCUGCGGCACAGGAGUGCCUUCCUCCGCCCUCACCGGCGCUGAAUAGCUCGGUGACAGGCGCCGAGGCGACCACGGAUGGCGACGCGUCGUCGCGGACUUCAUUCUCUGCUGGGUCAUUGCGCUGCCACCCCUCCUACGUGCUGGAGAUGGCGACAGAGGUGACAGUGGACGGGGCGGCCGGUCUCAGCAGCGCUGCUCAUAGUCGGCGGUUGCCUGAGCAGGUGCCCGUAUCAACCGCAGCAGUCUACUCUUUUACCUUGUGUAGAGCCACUGCUGAGCGGACGGUGCUGCACAGCGCGCCGGAGUUCCCGUGGAGGGCGUUCACGCAGUACCUGCACAUCAACCGCGUCCAGCGCAGCCUCUCGCAGCUGAAGGCGCUGUCAAGCAUCGCGCGCGCCGAGCUGUGCCGAGGCGGUGCCUGGGACGCUGCGUACAGCGCCUUGAGUCGUGCCAUUCAUGUUCUCUUCCAGACUGGCAGCUGUCGCAGCGUGGAGCACCUUACACACCUGACCGAGACGCUGGUGCGACGUGCGUCGCUCUGUCGCCAUCGCGGCCACCUCUACGUUCUGGCAGCCUUUACCGACUUAUCGGUGGCAUGGAUGCUGUGCCCGGACAGCACCGCGUCCUCUGAGCUUGCGGAGCUGUGUGCUCGAAAGGAGCUGGCGCAGGAGUCGCCUGCAACGUGGCUGCAGCGGUGCAACGACGCAGCACACGUCGCAACUCCGGUGGCGCUGCUCGGCAUUAUCGCGCAAGUCCCGGCGCUCUUCCCUCAGAAUCGUGCCCUGUGCCUCUGCAGCGCGCUCACCUUCUACAUUCAUGCCAAGCGGUCGCUGCGACACUCACUGACGCACCUUCUGUGCCGCGCUGCAGAGUGUAUGACCCCUGGCACAGAGGAGGAGCUGCUCGUUACAGCGCUCCGCGAGGUGGCCGCCGCGCAACAGAGCAAGGAGUUAGCGAGUGCCCAGAAGGCUUGCACAACCGCCGACUACGCUUUUUCGCUGCUCCCCCUGCAUGUGCGCAGCGCAGCCGAGACGCUGACGGCAGCGUGGGUGCGGGACUGCUUCCCGCCUGACGGGCCAGCGUCCACCGCAACCAUCACGGACUGGGCUGACGUGGCCCCCGAGUCUCUUGCGUACAUCCGCGCCACGCCGUUGGAGGUGCGCUGGCUGGCUUGGCUGGUCUGUGAGGUGAGGUGGUUCGCCUACGAAGAGCUGAUGGGCCCGCUGCCGUGCCAGACGGCACUGCUGUGCAUCGUGUUCGGUCCUACCACGAGCAGCCGCGCUGACGGGCUCGUGCGGCUGUCGAUGCAGUACGCAAACGCUGAUGUGCGCAGCGAGGACUUGCGGCCUGCCCUGCCGCACGGAACGAGCCGAGGCCACCUUGCCCAGAACCUUUUGGAGAGCGCUCUUCAGUUGCGUCCGCUGCAUCCCACUGCCGCCCUCCUGCUUGCGCGCAUGCACGCGCGUGACGUGGAGGGCCUGGGCAGGGCGAAUACGGUGCUGACCGACAGCAUUCACGCGUGGGCACAGCGCUUCAGCAUGCUGGAGUUGCGCAGCUUAGCGGAGGUGAAGGUUGGCAUCGCACCAGAGGACCGGCAGGCGCCGCCUGCGCGUGAGAGCGCCACCGUGCUUACCUAUUUGCACCGGCGCGAUCGUCGCCCGGAAGUCUGCUUCAUCCCGUCGGAGCUGCUCGUGGAGCGCAGCCGGUGCCUGCAUACCAUCGCUGACAUUGCGGAGGCGACGGAGCAGCACCCGACCCUGUCCUACCCUUACCAGAUGCGUGCUGCCAUGGCCAUGGACCGCGGCUACCACCUUGCUGCCGUCAUGGAGCUGAAUCGCAUCAUGACGCUCACCAUGGACCCGAACGACAUCGCGCUGCGGGUGCGAUUUCUGCAAGACGCCAUCGCCAUGACGUCGAGCUCGACCGAAGCGGAGGCAUUAGGGACGGCAUUAGGGACGGCGGCUGAGGGAGUAUCAGAUCUCGUCUCCGGAGGGACCGCCGCGGCUUCCGGUGGCAACGGCAGCAGCGAUGGUGAACUGGCGCUGCCGUCGAGCGCGAGCACAUCGCCGCUCUCGUCGCUCCAGCUUGUCCCGCUCUACCGUGCGUGGGCGGCGAAGAUGUUGGGCCUUCUCACCUUGCUGCGCCUUCCAGUGUUGACGAGCCAUGGCAGUCUGCAGCCACGCUCCCGCUUCCCAGGUCGAGAGUGGCUGCCAGCUCCAAGCAGCGCAGUAUCCUCCACGUCUUCGGAAGGACACGUCUCGCGUGUCGCGAGCAUGGCGUUUAGCGAUGGCGACGACGAGGCGACGUUGAUGGGCGCGGCGACCGAUGAAUUUGACGCCGCACAUGUACUAGCCUUUCUCGAAGAUUUGCUUUCACCGACUGCUGCUCCUCUCACUUUGACGGCCGUCAACAAGGGCGCUCGCACACCUGCGCACACUCGUUGA
This is a messenger RNA of Leishmania mexicana MHOM/GT/2001/U1103, 3570 nucleotides long. RefSeq lists its product as hypothetical. The transcript has a single exon. Gene Ontology annotation, molecular function: calmodulin binding. Bases 1 to 3570 code for a protein of 1189 amino acids. The record is from RefSeq and is a predicted model, not a curated record. Lineage: Eukaryota; Euglenozoa; Kinetoplastea; Trypanosomatida; Trypanosomatidae.